Hirsutella rhossiliensis is the source of this 915-nucleotide messenger RNA. Its product is annotated as regulator of volume decrease after cellular swelling domain-containing protein. Gene Ontology annotation, cellular component: spliceosomal complex; cytosol. Bases 1 to 915 code for a protein of 304 amino acids. The record is from RefSeq and is a predicted model, not a curated record. NCBI's taxonomy places the organism in Eukaryota, Fungi, Ascomycota, Sordariomycetes, Hypocreales, Ophiocordycipitaceae. Gene Ontology annotation, biological process: mRNA cis splicing, via spliceosome. The transcript has 2 exons.
AUGCUCGCCACGACCAUCCGCGCGCCCCCCUCGGUGGAGGACUAUGUGCCUCUUGCCGAGUACCAGUCGCAGACGCCCGAGUCCUUUGCCGACGGCAAGCCCGUGCUGCACUUCCACCUCCAAGGCGCGACGGCUUCGGUCCCAAAGUCGCAGUGUGGCCGCUUGGCCCUGUUCCCGGCAGACAUGGUGCCUGCAGCCGACGAGGACGCCCAGGCCAACGGGCAAGCCGACGAAGAGCAGCCUGUGAAGCAAAAGGUCGAUGUCUUUGUCAACUCAGAGAGCUUUACCGUCUUCAGCCAGCAAGCCGAGGCUGGGGUUUCGAUCCCGUAUCCCUCCAUCUCGAUCCACGCAGUCAAACACGUCGCCGGCGAGGCCGAGGGCAGCCGCAUCCAGGCAGUCUGGAUGCAGCUCGAGUUCUCCGACGGCGGCGCAAACGACGACGACUUCAGCACCGUCGAGCUGACCAUUGUUCCCUCGAGCCCCGAGGGCAAUGCGAUGCGCACCGCUGCGCAGCAGCUGUACGACGCCGUGUCCAACUGUUCCGACCUGCAUCCCGACCCCGACGACGCAGAUGACGACGAUGGUGAGUACGAUGGCAUCGUCUUCGAGGGUGGCGCUGAGCACGAGGCGCUGGAGGGUUUCGCGGGGGUCUUGCGCGGCUCAUCGAACGGGGGCUUGCCGCCGCCGAUGCCCGGCAGCGGGGGAUGGAUCACUGCGGACAAUGUGCACGAGUUCUUUGACGGCGACGGCAACUGGCUCGGCCGUGACGGAGAGGCCCAGGACGGCGCCGACGGCGAGCUGGGUGAGGGCGCUGGUAGAACCCGCCCUCGCGACGAGCUGGAGCCGGACGGCGCCAACGGCUACGACGGCGCAAACGAGGAUCAAGACAUGAAGCGGCCACGAGUCGACGAAUAG